GACGCGGGUGCUCGACGCGAUCGGCGCGGAGGCUUAGACUGCAGGGACAGAGGUGAACCCGCGCGGCUGCAAGAUGUCCAAGCCGGACGAGAACGCGGACACCGGCGACACCGGGGACAACUCGAACGGGUCCUCGGCGGAGACGACGUCGUCGCGGGGCGGCGACUUCGAGACGAAGCUCGAGACGGACCGUAGCAAGCGCUUCGACUACCUGCUCAAGCAGACCGAGAUCUUCUCGCACUUCAUGACGAACAAUCAGAAGGACAAGGCCGGCAGCCCGCUCAAGAUCAAGGCCGGCAGGCCCAGGAAGCAGCCCCAGGAGAUCCCCAAGCCCGACUCCGUCGAUCACCGGCACCGUAAGACCGAGCAGGAGGAGGACGAGGAGCUGCUGGCGGAGAGCAACGCGAGCGUGGCGCCCACCACGCGCUUCGAGUCCUCCCCGCACUACAUCAAGUCCGGCGAGCUGCGCGACUACCAGAUACGCGGGCUCAACUGGAUGAUCUCGCUGUACGAGCACGGCAUCAACGGCAUCCUCGCGGACGAGAUGGGCCUCGGUAAGACGCUGCAGACAAUCUCCCUGCUGGGCUACAUGAAGCACUUCCGAAAUAUCCCCGGGCCGCACAUCGUCAUCGUGCCCAAGUCGACGCUGGCCAACUGGAUGAACGAGUUCAAGAAGUGGUGCCCGAGCCUGAGGGCCGUCUGCCUGAUCGGCGACGCCGAGACCAGGAACACCUUCAUCAGAGACGUGAUGAUGCCCGGCGAGUGGGACGUGUGCGUCACGUCCUACGAGAUGGUGAUCAAGGAGAAGUCCGUGUUCAAGAAGUUCAACUGGCGCUACAUGGUGAUCGACGAGGCGCACCGAAUAAAGAACGAGAAGUCCAAGCUGUCGGAGAUCCUCAGGGAGUUCAAGACGACCAAUCGGCUCCUGCUCACCGGCACGCCGCUCCAGAACAACCUCCACGAGCUCUGGUCCCUGCUCAACUUCCUCCUGCCGGACGUGUUCAACAGCUCGGACGACUUCGACUCCUGGUUCAACACCAACAGCUUCCUGGGCGACAACUCCCUGGUCGAGAGGCUGCACGCGGUGCUCAGGCCGUUCCUCCUGCGGCGCCUCAAGUCCGAGGUGGAGAAGGGGCUCAAGCCCAAGAAGGAGAUCAAGGUGUACAUCGGCCUGAGCAAGAUGCAGCGGGAGUGGUACACCAAGGUGCUGAUGAAGGACAUCGACAUCGUCAACGGCGCGGGCAAGAUCGAGAAGAUGCGGCUGCAGAACAUCCUGAUGCAGCUGCGCAAGUGCUGCAACCAUCCGUACCUGUUCGACGGCGCGGAGCCCGGGCCGCCGUACACCACCGACGAGCACCUUGUCUACAACUGCGGCAAGAUGGUGAUACUCGACAAGCUGCUGCCCAAGCUGCAGCAGCAGGAGUCCCGGGUGCUGAUAUUCAGCCAGAUGACGAGGAUGCUGGACAUUCUUGAGGACUACUGCCACUGGCGGUGCUUCCAGUACUGCCGGCUCGACGGCAACACUGCCCACGAGGACCGGCAGCGGCAGAUAAACGAGUACAACGCGCCCGGCAGCGAGAAGUUCAUCUUCAUGCUGUCGACUCGCGCCGGCGGCCUGGGCAUCAACCUAGCGACCGCCGACGUCGUCAUUAUCUACGACUCUGACUGGAACCCGCAGAUGGACCUGCAGGCGAUGGACCGCGCGCACCGUAUCGGCCAGCAGAAGCAGGUGCGGGUCUUCAGGUUCAUCACGGAGAACACGGUGGAGGAGAAGAUCGUGGAGCGGGCGGAGGUGAAGCUGCGCCUGGACAAGCUUGUGAUCCAGCAGGGCCGGCUGGUCGACGCCAAGCAGACCGCGCUCAACAAGGACGAGAUGCUCAACAUGAUCAGGCACGGCGCGAACGAGGUGUUCGCGUCCAAGGACAGCGCCAUCACCGACGAGGACAUCGACACGAUCCUGCAAAAGGGCGAGGCGAAGACGGAGGAGAUGAAGCAGAAGCUCGAGAGCCUCGGCGAGUCCUCGCUGCGCAACUUCACCGUCGACGCGCCGACGGACUCCGUCUACCAGUUCGAAGGCGAGGACUACCGUGAGAAGCAGAAGAUCCUCGGCAUCGGCAACUGGAUCGAGCCGCCCAAGCGCGAGCGCAAGGCCAACUACGCCGUCGACGCGUAUUUCAGGGAGGCGCUCCGUGUCUCGGAGCCGAAGGCGCCGAAAGCACCGAGGCCGCCCAAGCAGCCGAUCGUGCAGGACUUUCAGUUCUUCCCGCCGCGACUCUUCGAGCUGCUGGACCAGGAGAUCUACUACUUCCGGCAGACGGUCGGCUACAAGGUCCCGAAGAAUCCCGAGCUCGGCUCGGACGCCGCCCGGAUCCAGAAGGAGGAGCAGCGCAAGAUCGACGACGCCCAGUCGCUCUCCGACGAGGAGGUCGCCGAGAAGGAGAAGCUGCUGCUGCAGGGCUUCACCAACUGGACCAAGCGGGACUUCAAUCAGUUCAUCAAGGCGAACGAGAAGUACGGCCGCGACGACAUCGAGAACAUCGCCAAGGAGGUCGAGGGCAAGACGCCGGAGGAGGUGAUGGAGUACUCGGCCGUCUUCUGGGAGCGCUGCCACGAACUGCAGGACAUCGACCGCGUCAUGGCGCAGAUCGAGCGCGGCGAGGCCAAGAUACAGAGGCGCGCCGGCAUCAAGAAGGCCCUGGACGCGAAGAUGGCGCGGUACCGCGCGCCCUUCCACCAGCUCAGGAUAGCCUACGGCACGAACAAGGGCAAGAACUACACCGAGGAGGAGGACAGGUUCCUCGUCUGCAUGCUGCACAAGCUGGGAUUCGACAAGGAGAACGUCUACGAGGAGCUGCGCGCCACGGUCAGGUCGGCCCCGCAGUUCCGCUUCGACUGGUUCGUCAAGUCCCGCACCGCGCUCGAGUUGCAGCGUCGCUGCAACACCCUCAUCACCCUGAUAGAGCGCGAGAAUCAGGAGCUCGAGGAGCGCGAGCGGCAGGAGAGGCGAAAGAAGGGCAGCAACGUAGGAGCGAAGCCGACGUCCAAGCGAAAGGAGAAUCUGCCGGCGCCGCAGGACAAGCCGCGGAAAAAGAAGAAGUAGAGCCGAGAGCGUCGGUGCAUCGGCGAGCCACCGCACACACACCACCCCCCGGGACUCUCUUUCGGACACUUUUCGAACUCGGCUCUCGCGAGUUUAAACCACGACUGAAGUACGGACCACGGGUAUUCACGCAGAGCGCUCUUCUUUUUCUACAUUUGCAAAUCCGCUCGCUCCUCACCGCGUAACUCCGCGCGCGUCGCUCCCCUUUCAUAUUCCAUUGUAAACGAGAUGCAUUCUUAGCUAACGACUGCCAAGCUCCAUCCGGCCUCGUCGCGUCGUCUCUAGCGAGACCAUGCGGACUUAUCUUGGACCGUUCGCGCCGCGAUUGAUCUCGGGGAAAAACGUAAUCUCGCGCAAACUAGAUCUAUCUCGUUAAUGCUGCAACACUUGCCGAUGGACUUGGACAGAACUCAACAUUGCAAGUGUUUUUUUUUCAUGUGCUCACGGAUGCCUGAUCAUGAAAUGAGAGAGAGAGAGAGAGAGAGAGAGAGAGAGAGAGAGAGAGAGAGAGAGAAACGUAAGAACAAGUAUACUAUUUAUUUCCCUGGACCUAUCGAGUAAGUUGUUAAAAUUAUUUUUCUUAAACAAACUUUUAGGAGCCAACGUCGUCCUACACGCGCAUCGGUCAAAUUAAGAGAUAAAUUUAUUAUAAUUCGAAUCUUGCUAAUUUAUAGUGUCUCAUUAAUUGUAUUAUAAUACGCUGCUACGAAAUUCUUUGUAUCGCAUAAUCUUUACGAGGAAAUGAAGUAUUACAUAAGCGGUAUAUACCAAUCUAUUUUGUAGACAAACGGCAACUCCGUAAUACUGUUCGGAGGUGCAUUCCUUUCAAUCGUCGUGUAUUUAGUUUCAACGAGGAAAAAUUGCCGCUCCGUCAUUCGAAAGUUGCAUUUCUAGCAUGCGAUAAAUCCCGUUGGUAUUUCCGGCAGGAAGAUACAUACUUUUAGGCAGUUUUAUAUAUACUUAAGUUUACGUAUACGCGAAUACACAUCGAAUAAAAGUUUGCAAAACAAAAGUAAAUUUGAAAUAUUAUGAAUAAAUCUUACUAUUACGGA
This is a messenger RNA of Vollenhovia emeryi, 4152 nucleotides long. RefSeq names its product chromatin-remodeling complex ATPase chain Iswi (gene Iswi). The record is from RefSeq and is a predicted model, not a curated record. The transcript has a single exon. Gene Ontology annotation, cellular component: nucleus; chromatin. Gene Ontology annotation, molecular function: nucleosome binding; ATP hydrolysis activity; ATP-dependent chromatin remodeler activity. Gene Ontology annotation, biological process: regulation of transcription by RNA polymerase II; nucleosome organization. Bases 74 to 3100 code for a protein of 1008 amino acids. Lineage: Eukaryota; Metazoa; Arthropoda; Insecta; Hymenoptera; Formicidae.